Messenger RNA from Myodes glareolus (Bank vole), 3105 nucleotides. The record is from RefSeq and is a predicted model, not a curated record. Lineage: Eukaryota; Metazoa; Chordata; Mammalia; Rodentia; Cricetidae.
AUACUAAAUGCUGACUUCUCGAGCUUUGGGCCUGACCUAGGGCUCAGUGCUGACAGUCCAGUUCUCUGGAAGCUGGCCCUGAGCUGGGCCCACCCAACCUCACGACCCCACAGAGCCUGACCCCACAUUCCUCCUCCACGGAGCCGCUCCCCACACCACCUCCCCCACCCACACCCUUCCCCCACCCCAGGACGUCCUGGUGUUCUACUUCCUCUCCUCUCUUUGGGUGCCGCCCAAGUCGCUGCCAUUGAAGGAGCAGAGGUGGCCUAGAUGCGGAGGCUAUAGGACACUGUGGGGCAGAAGCCGGAGUCUCAGACCAGAGCUGCAACUCUCCUCCCAUCCUGUGCGCAAACAGACUGGGCCUCUGCUUCCGAUCCUGGAAGGAAGAACCUCUGGAGAUGGCAUCCAAUAGUGACCCUGUUGCAAUCCCAAUGAUAGAAAGCAAUCCCAGUGACCUUCCUGGAAUGGACACCAGUGACCAGAACACAUUGACUGGAGAGGCUGUGUUGAGUUUUCAUAACAUCAGCUAUCGGGAAACAGUUCAGAGUGGCUUUGCAUUUCGUAAAAAAACAUUCAUGAUAGAAAGACUAUCAAAUAUGAAUGGGAUCAUGAAACCUGGCCUCAAUGCAAUUAUGGGACCUCAAGAUGGGAGCAGAUCUUUGUUAUUAGAUGUCUUAGCUGCAAGGACAGAUCCACAUGGAUUAUCGGGAGAUAUUUUGAUAAAUGGAAAACCUCGACCUGCUAAUUUCACAUGUAAUUCUGGUUAUGUGCCACAAAAUGAUGUAACGAUGUUCACGGUGACUGUGAGAGAAAAUGUAGAGUUCUCAGCUGCUCUUCGACUGCCAAUGACUAUGACAAGGGAUGAAAAAAGAGGGCGGAUUAAUGAGGUCCUUGAACUUCUGCAUCUGGAUGAAAAGGCAAAUGUUAAGCCUAGAUCUAAAGAGCUCAAGAAAAGGACCAGUAUAGCCAUGGAGCUGGUCACCGAGCAUCCCAUUUUGUUCUUGGAUGAUCCCACUACUGGCUUAGACUUGAAAACUGCUACUUAUGUCUUCUUUGUCCUGAGAAGGAUGUCUAGGAGGGGAUGGACCAUCAUCUUCUCCAUUAAUCAACCCCCAUACUCCAUCUUCAGACUGUUUGACAGCCUCACCUUAGUGGCCUCAGGAAAAGUCAUGUUUCAUGGGCCUGCACACGAGGCUUUGGAGUACUUCAAAUCCGCAGGUUACAAAUAUGAUUCCCACAACAACCCUGCAGACUUCUUCCUGGACAUCAUUAAUGGAAGUUUCUCUUCUCUAUUUAACACAGAGGAAGACGGCCGUUAUGUUGACAAAUAUAAAGAGCUUUCUUGGAGACAGUACCAAGUCACAGAAGAAUUAGCCAAUAUGUAUUCCCAGUCCUCCUUAUGCAGUGAAAUGAGAACUGAACUGGAUCAACUCUUGGGGGAACAGAAUGCAGGGAGGAGCUCAGCCUUGGAGGAGAUCUCGUAUGUCACCCCUUUCUGGUAUCAGCUCUGGUGGAUUAUUCGUCGUUCAUUCAAAAAUUUCCUGGGUUUUCCACGGGUCACCAGGAUCCAGGCAUUUAUCACAGCAACACUGGCAGUGUGUUUGGGUAUCGCUUUCCAUGUCCUAAGGAAUGACUGUACUGAAGUCCAAACCAGAGCCAGCCUGCUCUUCUUGGUCACAAUCUUCCAGUGUAUUACAAGUGUGUCUGCCGGGGAGCUCUUUGUGAUUGACAGGGAUCGCUUUCUACAUGAGCACACCAGUGGAUACUACAGAGUGUCAUCGUAUUUCCUUGGGAAAUUGCUGGGUGAGCUGGUGCCCAGGAGGUUAUUGCCAAGUAUUAUAUUUACUGUUAUAGUAUUCAGCAUAGUAGGAGUAAACACGGAUGUGAAGGGUUUUUUCACUAUGAUAUUUACCGUCAUGAACUUGGCUUACUCGGCCAGCUCACUGCCACUGUGUUUCAAAGCAGGGGAGAAUGCAGUGGCUCUACCAACUCUAUUUGUGACCAUCUACUUUGUGUUCAUGCUGGUUUUCUCAGGUCAGUCACUAUAUUCUGGAAGCUUCAUACCUGGGCUCUCAUGGAUUCAGUACUUGAGCAUUCCGCAUUAUGGGUUUACAGCUUUGAUGUACAACGAAUUCUUGGGACAAAACUUCUGUCUAAAAAAUAACACAGCAGAAGUCAGUAGAUGUCACAACUAUGUGAUAUGCACUGGAGAAGAAUUCCUGAUAAUCCAGGGCAUCGACCUCUCAUCGUGGGGCUUCUGGGAGAAUCACAUGGCCUUAGCUUUUAUAACGAUUAUCCUCUUAUCAAUUACCUAUGUGGGGUUAUUGCCACAUAAGAAAGUAUAAAUUCUUAGGUCUGGUAAGAAUUGUUUAAAGAACUGUGAUACCAAACUGUCUUCUAAAUAUUUGCCUUUAUACUCAUGGACACAUGCUUUACCCGGCAUUACCCAGGAAAGAUUCCCAGUGUAAUGAACUGUGGUGAAUGUAGAGACUCAUGGAUGCUCAAGGGACCAGAGUAUGUGACUCUUGAGUGCUUAAACCCUCACCAGGACACCUAUACCAACUCUCUAAAGCUUAGAUAGUGUAGAAGGGGGGGUGGAAAGAGUACAGGAGUCAGAAGAUGAGAAAAACGGCUGGAAAUGCUCUAUUGUGGGCAUGACACAGCCCUUGCAACCAUGGUCAUCUCACAACAUCUGCAGCUCCCUGCACAAGACUGGGCCCUUCAUCAGCACAACAAGGGUCAGAGAGAGACUCAACAGGACCAUACCCCAUUCUGCUGAACUACUGGCUACUGGUAGAUUAUGGGAGAGAGGCAGUCAUUGAUUUCACAUGUAUACUCAACAAGAGAGUCAGCUAGGUUUCUGUGUUCUGUGUACAGUCUAAAGCCCAGGGUCACACAGACAACUCUGGUUAAACUCUGUGGGUCACAAGAUAAAACCCAAAGAUAUGAAUAUGGCAAAGGGACUUGUAGAGAGAGGCACCUGUAGGGGUUGGAGGAGAAUCAGGAAGGUGGGAAUGAGUGAGAAUGGUUGAAAUGCAUUAUAUACAUAUAUGCAUUUGUCAUUUUUAAAAAAUAAUAUUUAAAAAAUAAAAAAUAUAAAAAGGA